GGGAGAGGAGGGGAGGUAGAGGGAGCAGUGAGCGGUGGUUUUAUCUUACGUUUGCCAUCUGUGAACCACUUGCAAACACUGCAUUCAAAACUGUUUAGAGGGAACUGUUGAGUGGUACGAAAAUUUCCAAUAUGUUCUUCAAAGCUUUUCGUCGACACUUUCAUGAGUUCGGGAUCGUUACCUUGUACAACCAUGGCGUACGAGGGAAAAGAAUUAAAGCGAGAUUUCUACUAGCAGCAUUACCCGGUCUUGGGUUUAUUGAUUCUGUGAAAAAGAAGACUUGGGGGCAAAAUGAAGUGGUUUUUAUGGCCGAACCAGUCACGGACCGCAAGAGUUUGGAAGAAAAUCCAUCUGACAUGAAAACUAAAAUGGAACUUCUUAUCAUGAGAAUACAGGCUGAACUGUGCCGGGCAUUGGAAGCAGAGGAAAGUGAUGGGGCGCGAUUCCAAGUUGACAGAUGGCUCAGAAAAGAAGGUGGAGGUGGCAUCACAUGUAUCAUUCAAGAUGGUCAGGUCUUUGAAAAGGCUGGUGUUAACAUUUCAGUAGUUAAAGGCACAUUACCCCCUGCUGCAGUUCAACAAAUGAAAGCAAGGGGCAAAAAGUUUAAGACAGAGGGGGACCUGCCAUUUUUUGCUGCUGGUGUAAGUUGUGUCAUACAUCCUCGCAAUCCAAUGAUUCCCACAAUUCACUUCAACUAUCGGUACUUUGAAGUAGAAGAAUCUGAUGGAUCUCGACAGUGGUGGUUUGGUGGUGGUACUGACUUGACACCAUACUACCUAAAUGAGGAAGAUUCUCGACACUUCCACAGAUCUCUCAAAAAAGCAUGUGAUUCUCAUGAUAAAUCUUUCUACCCAAAGUUCAAAAAGUGGUGUGAUGAUUAUUUCCAUAUUACACACAGGGGAGAGAGAAGAGGAGUUGGUGGAAUAUUCUUUGAUGAUAUAGAUUAUCCCUCACAAGAAGCUGCUUUUAAAUUUGUGACAUCAUGUGCAGAAGCAGUCAUUCCUUCUUAUUUACCCCUUGUUAAGAAACACAAAAGUGAUGGGUAUGGUUAUCAUGAAAGACAAUGGCAACUCCUACGUCGAGGGAGGUAUGUAGAGUUCAAUCUAAUCUACGAUCGGGGAACUAAGUUUGGAUUGUACACACCUGGAGCUCGUUAUGAGAGUAUUCUCAUGUCUCUUCCUUUAGUAGCACGGUGGGAGUACAUGCAUUCUCCGACUGCUGAUUCUGCUGAAGGCAAACUGAUGGAAGUUCUUAAAAAUCCCCGAGAUUGGUUAGCAGAAGAAAGUAAAUCGUCUUGGAUCUGAUUUAAUAUACUUUCCAAUCCAAGGAAAUCACCAAGAGUCAUAUUACUGUAUUCUCAUUGUUUGAAAGUUGUUUUUUUGUGAAAUUCUGCAUAGAUGCAGAUUUUUUAUAAUAUUUUGAAGUUUCCCCUUACUGUAAAGCCAUUUAUUUUCCCAUUUGGUCAUCUCUUAUUUUAGAUUAUUCAAAGAAUGUAGAUAGUUUAUGCAAAUUUGCAGGUAUGUUGCUGAAAGAACUUUACUCUGAAUUAGUUUUAGAGUCAUCACUGUGAUCAGAACUGUUUUUAUUCUCUCUUGUUUACACAUUCUCUCUUCCUCUCUCUUCAUUUGCCUACUGAAGCUUGUUUUACUUCAGCAAAUUUUGUUCAUGACAUUUCCUGUAGGUGUAAGAAGUCUCUUGAUUAUCUUUUUUGAGAGUGCAAUUUAGCUUAAGUGAAGGUGUUUAUAUUUGUUGAGGUGUAUGCCUUGCACUGUUAUGUUUAUUCAUUGGCUGAGAUUUAAAAUAAAAGUUCUUUUUAAAUUAAA
This is a messenger RNA of Frankliniella occidentalis (western flower thrips), 1823 nucleotides long. RefSeq names its product oxygen-dependent coproporphyrinogen-III oxidase (gene Coprox). Gene Ontology annotation, molecular function: coproporphyrinogen oxidase activity. The coding region runs from base 132 to 1304 and encodes 390 amino acids. The record is from RefSeq and is a predicted model, not a curated record. The transcript is spliced from 8 exons. NCBI's taxonomy places the organism in Eukaryota, Metazoa, Arthropoda, Insecta, Thysanoptera, Thripidae. Gene Ontology annotation, cellular component: cytoplasm; mitochondrial intermembrane space.